Messenger RNA from Carya illinoinensis, 1071 nucleotides. RefSeq lists its product as uncharacterized. Lineage: Eukaryota; Viridiplantae; Streptophyta; Magnoliopsida; Fagales; Juglandaceae. The record is from RefSeq and is a predicted model, not a curated record. The transcript has a single exon. Bases 1 to 1071 code for a protein of 356 amino acids.
AUGGAGGAAAUGGAGGAGGUUUGGAGGCGACCGAAACUGAAUGAUGAAGAAGAUUGUCCGAUAGAGAUACAGAAGAAAUGGACUGGUGUGAUGCGAGGGAAAGGAGAUCGCAGUCUGAUAGGGAAAAUUGUUCUGGAAAGAAGGAUCGGGAAGGAUACAGCCAGAAUUAUGAUGGAAAGAGUGUGGAAGGUAGUUAAGCCUCUAGAAUUUCAAGAAAUUGAUAGAAACUGUUAUGUUAUCACUUUUGUUUCCCGUAGAGAUAAAUUGAGAGUGAUGAAUGGUUGUCCAUGGCUGUUUGAGAAUCACCUGUUUGUUUUAAAAGAAUUUGAUGGAGAAACUCAACCUAGCAUGAUAGAUUUUGAUCAUGCAUUCCUAUGGAUUCAGAUGUUGAAUUUACCACUGAGCUACAUGAAUAAGAUGAUGGGGGAAGUAAUAGGGAGAUCUAUGGGGGAGGUUGUGGAGGUUGAUGUACUGGAAGAUGGAUCAGGUUGGGGUAGAUGUCUGAGGGUGAAGGUUGAAUAUGAUUUGAGAAAACCUUUAGCCCGAGGAAGAACAAUUGUAGUGGAUGGGAAGACAUGUUGGGUACCUUUUCAGUAUGAAAAGUUGCCGAGGAUGUGUUUUAAAUGUGGUAGAAUAGUCCAUGAAAAGGAAGGUUGUAAGGAGAGUGCUGAAAGCUCUAGCCAGUAUAGUGUUUGGCUUAGAGCUAUAACUCAAUUAAGAAAGACUACAGUACAGAAAGGGGAACAGAAAGAAAAAGAAAAAAGAGAGGAGAGGGAAGAUCAAGGGAGUCAAAAUUUGAAUAUUGUGAAGGAAGAUGGGGUAUUUCAAAAGGAUGAGAUUAGAGAAGAAAUGGAGGAAAUAGGAAGUAAAGCGAGAAAGGAAGAGAUCAAACUAACUGAGACUCAGGUUGGGGAACCACAAUCUCCAGACCUAUUGCAAGAUGUGAAUAAGGGGAGGCCAAGUGGGACUGAAAAACAAAAGGAGUUCCAGGUUUCUAUAUCUGGAAAUGAGCAGUUAAUUGAGCAUUUGUGUGUAGGUGAAGGGGAUAAUAGUAAGAGGGUCUCGAGAUAG